Molecule: messenger RNA, 1248 nt
Organism: Bursaphelenchus xylophilus (pine wood nematode)
Lineage: Eukaryota; Metazoa; Nematoda; Chromadorea; Rhabditida; Aphelenchoididae
Source: the annotation of a GenBank genome assembly
AUGAUAGCGAAAGAAGAGAAAGCUCUCGAGAUUCCUGAAGUCUCUGAAGGGUACAAACUAUAUGCUGAGGCAAAGUAUCCAAGACAGCAUUAUCGCUACAUGGUCCAGUUGUUUAAAGACGCUAACCGUGUUAGCACGAGCACAAAGACAUUUGAAGAGAGACUCCUCGGAGAAUCUGAAAUAUCUUAUGUUGAGAAGGAUGAUGACGAGUUUGAUGCUCGGCUUCUCACUUUUUCACUGGCUCAAAUGAUAAGCCAGUCCGGGAGACCGGUGGGACUCAUCUCUCCAGCAUGGUCACUGGAUACAUCUGCUGAUCCUGCUGACUAUACUUUGAUUAAUAUUGGGAAUCUGAAAGAAAAUGAAUCAGACCCUGCCAUAUUCAUUCCAUUGAUUAUGGUAAACCGACCCUCACGUAAGACUAAAAAGAUUUUAACAUCCCGUCAUUUCGUGCUGGCAAUAAUGUAUAAAUCUAGGCGAUCAGCGAAUGUCACGCUUAUUGACCCUGCUCGAACCGGGAUCAAUGCCCGCGACUUUGAACACAUGUUUCAAAAAGUUUAUGAGAACGUUUUCUGUCCUCAAACCGGCGCAAAUCCGCAAGCCCAAAUCUUUGUUACGUCGAGUUCCAGUCAGUACUACUGGACGGAUGACGGCAACUUUACUGCAAAUUACGCGGUUUCUAAUGCAGAGGUCUACUUGCGCUCAAAUGGAAUGCCACCAAACCAGGUGCAACGUUGGCCACAUGGCCGAGCAGCAAAUUAUUCCAAUCGAAUUUUGAAUUCAAUCUUUUGCAGCUCUGCGACUGAUAACGUUUAUCAUCAGCUUUGCCUAGACUUUGAAAAUGAAACUAAGGCCGACAGUCCGCCGGCACCUCCAAGAAUGGCAGUUGCGAAAACGCAGCCUGCACCAAGGCCUCCAACUCCUCCUCCAUUCACUCCAAGGACCCAGACAAAGGGCAUGGUACGGAGGAGUCAAAAGGACUAUGUUCAAAAAGAAGAACUAAAACGGUCAAAGUCUUCCAAGAAAGGGCGGACCACCAUGCACUGUCAGGCCUCUCACAGUAGCGGCUAUUAUUAUCGGCACCCAUAUCACGUGGGUCUUUUCUACGAUUGCCCGCAUUGUCAGGCAUGGUUGCUUUCUGGAGAGACUUCUUCAGAAUGCUGUAAACACGGCCAAGUGGUCAUGCCAGACCUUCGAGACAUGCCUGAGUUUCAACAAAAUUUGGUUCUUGGAGAAGGGAGUUUCCCCUGA